CCUCGUCAUUUUACAGCUAUCAAACAACCCCACCACCUGUCUGGAUAUUUUCACCAGCCCCCAACAUAUAUUCCCAUCAAGAUUUGCAGCAAAGUAUUGGGAGGAUCAGCUAACUAUAGCUAGGUAGUAUACUUGUUAUUUCCUGCAUGAAUAUUGGGAGGAUUUUGCUAACUAAAAAGAGCCUGUUGACAGGACGACGUUAUUCUCAUUUAUCGAAGAAGAUGAAGAAGAAAACGAACAAGGAAUCUCAAAGGAGAAAGCUAAUUAGAAAGAGAUCAUCAAAAGAGAAGAAUAUGGUUCAAAAGUUGUAUGAUACUUGCAAGGAAGUGUUUGCUAGUGGUAAGGCUGGCUAUGUUCCUCCUCCCUCCGACAUCCACCGACUAAAGUCGGUACUCGAUAGUCUGGAACCAAAGGAUAUCAAGCUUACAGCGCCAAGCUUGGAAUUUUCAAGUAGAAAUGGAACUGAAGAUGAAGCUCCUCUUGUCACCUACAUUAAGCUUCACGAAUGCAACAAAUUUUCGAUAGGGAUCUUCUGUUUGCCACCUUGUGGGGUAAUUCCUCUUCAUAAUCAUCCCGGCAUGACCGUGUUCUGCAAGCUUCUAGCUGGAACCAUGCAUGCCACGUCAUAUGAUUGGGUGCAGAAUCACCAACAGUUUAACCAUUGCGAGCAGCAAUUAGCUGGGAUUCGGCUGGCAAAGGUUCAUUUUGACGCAGACUUGAGUGCACCGUGCAAUGCAUCAGUUCUAUUCCCGGAAUCAGGAGGCAAUUUGCACUGCUUCAAAGCUCUAACGCCUUGUAUUCUACUGGAUGUUUUAGGUCCACCUUACUCCGAAUCAGAAGGCCGUCGCUGUACACACUAUCAAGAUUUCACUUAUGACUGUUUUUCUGUUAAUGGAUUAAUUGCAGAUGUUAAAGAAGUGGAGGCGGAGGAGGAUGGCACAAGAUAUGCGUGGCUACAAGAAAGAAACGAGCAGUUUGUAGUGUUAGGGGGAACAUAUGACGGUCCUACAAUUCAAAUAUAAAGACCUUAGCUUGUGUAUAUAUAUAACUCUUCUAAGUAGCCUUUCUAUGAGCAUACAAAGAAAUUUCAUUUGACAUUUUUCAACUAGUCAUUAAUUUCUUCCUCUAUUUAUUUGGUGGUUGAA
Nicotiana tabacum (common tobacco) is the source of this 1145-nucleotide messenger RNA. Lineage: Eukaryota; Viridiplantae; Streptophyta; Magnoliopsida; Solanales; Solanaceae. The record is from RefSeq and is a predicted model, not a curated record.